AUGGUAGGCAAGCCCGCACGCUCGCGUUCUGCCCGCAUUCCGACGGGAGGUGAGGGCGACAGUAUAAGGAAUGACAACGGUGAUGCGAGCGGCGAGCAGGGCGGCAUGAUGCCGGGCGAGCUGGUGGAGUCAAUCGAGACGUUCAUCCGCCACCACGCGGAUCUCGCUGACAACUCCGUCACCGCCUUGGCUAACGUGGCCUAUUUCCUGUUCGCCAUGUCAGAGCUCACCCACCAUCCGCUCGCUCCACACAUCCCCAGGGGUCUGCGGCAGCGCAUGGCUCAGGUGGUGCGCAGCUCCAAGGAGGGCCAGCUGGUGUGGCGCGCUGCCUCCCUGCUCGCCCUCACUGAAGCCUCUGGAGGGAACGAGGCGUGGCUGCCCAACAUCGGCUACGACUCGCCCACACCAUCCCACAAACACAUGAGCCUUGCAGGUCUCUUCUCUGCUGCAGCCAAGGCAGUGACAGCUAUGCAGCAAGGCAGUGGCGCUGCAGACGAUGCUGACGUGGUGGCUGACGUGGAUGCUGACGUCAAGGCUGAUGUGGACGCUGACGUGGACGCUGACAGGGACAGGGAGAGGAAGCGUGCAGAGUUCAUGAAAGUAGAGGGGGGCGCAGGGGAAGCGAUGCAAGUGGAGGGUGAACGGAAGGAAGAGGAAGCUGCCAGGAAGGAUCAGCUCGUGAGUGAGAGGAGGAGUGAGGGGGCUGAGCAAGAGAAGGAUGGGAGAAAAGGAAAAGCGGAGGCCCCCUCCACAGAGGGGGAAGAGGAGGAAGGUGUGGAGGAAGUGCGGGUUUCCAGAGAAGCGGGUAGAGGGAGGGGGAAGAAGAGGCGGGGGAGGGGGGGAAGGGCAGGUGUGGCUGGGCGGAGGGUGCGGGGGAAGCGGGCUGCUGAGGCGGAGAAAGGGGAGGAUCAGGGAAAGGCGAGUGACGAUGCGGAUGAUGGGGGAGUGAGGGAGGUGGAGGUGAUGGGGGAAGGGGGUGAUGAUGAAGUGUUGGAGGUUAGUGCGAGUGAGAUUGAGGAGGUGAAGGGCAGUGUGGUGGUGGAGAGUGGUGUGGUAGAGUGUAGUGCUUUGGAAGUGGAAGAGUGUGAGGAGGUGAAAGAGUGUGUGGAGGUGAAAGAGAGUGAGGGAGUGGAAGGGGAUGAAGAGGUGAAGGAGUGUGAGGAAGUGAAGGAGAGUGAGGGAGUGAAGGAGAGUGAGGGAGUGAAGGAGAGUGAGGAAGGAGUGGAGGAGGUGAAGGACCUUGCAGUGAAGGAUUCAAGUGGUAUUGCGCGUGCUGCAGAGCGCUCCGGGGAGGUACAGCUGGUGAAGGUGGCAUCUGGAGUAGGCAGCAGCGCACAGCCAGUCAACACCAGGGUGCUGAGGUCACACAGCAAUAGAGAGGCGUCGAGUGCGGUGGAAAGUGGUGCUGGAGAGUCACAUGGAGGGGAAGCAGGUGGAAGGGAGAGAAAUGGAAGGGGUGAUGGAGGGAUGGGGAAGAAAGCUGGGGGAGUGGAGGAUGCGGAGCAGGAGGAAGCUGCGGCUGACGAAGCCAUGAGCCAGGUAAGCAUGCCACAUCGCAUGUGCCAGGUAAGCAUGCCACAUCGCAUGUGCCAGGUAAGCAUGCCACAUCGCAUGUGCCAGGUAAGCAUGCCACAUCGCAUGUGCCAGGUAAGCAUGCCACAUCGCAUGUGCCAGUCGCUGGCAUCGUGCCGGCUGCUGCUUCUCAUCAUCGACGCUCUUCUGAGGGACUUCCACCACCGCCGCCACACGCUGCUCACCACUCCAUCUCUCUCCAAGUAUCGGCGCGUGGAGUCAAUCAAGUCAACGCUGCUCUUCCGAUUCCUCCAGGGCCAGGGACCCCUAGGGUUGGAGCAGCUGUGGGAGAGCGUUGUGGCUCUUGUGUUUGCUUGUGCUGGGGAGGAGGAGGACGAGGAAGAAGAGGAGGACGAGGAGAACGAUAGUGAGCGGGUGGGGCAGGGGAAUAAGAGAAGGGGAAAGGAAAAGGGAGCAGGGGGAGACGAGGGAGGGGAGGUGGAAGAAAGGGAUGAAGAUGAAGAGCCAGGGAGAAGCAGGAAGCGUGCUGGAAAGGGGGAGGGAGGCGAGGAGGAGGGGAAGCAGGGCAAGGAGGGGAAGCAGGGCGAGGGGGGGAAGCAGGGCGAGGGGGGGAAGCAGGGCGAGGGGGGGAAGCAGGGCGAGGGGGGGAAGCAGGGCGAGGGGGGGAAGCAGGGCAAGGAGGGGAAGCAGGGCGAGGGGGGGAAGCAGGGCGAGGGGGGGAAGCAGGGCGAGGAGGGGAAGCAGGGCGAGGAGGGGAAGGAGGGAGUGAAGGACGAAUUGGGUGGCGAAGAGAGGAUUGAGAAGGAGGGUCGAGGGGGAGGGUCAGAGGGAACGGAGGGGAAGGAGGGAAAGGAGAGGGAGGAGGGGAAGGAGGGGAAGGAGGGAGUGCAGGGGGCAGUGGAGCAGAAGGAGGUGAAGCGUGAGUGUGUGGGGAGGGCACGUGCAUGUGUCGCUCCCAAUCGCCUGGAGCUGGCUCGAGCAGCUCAGCUGCUGCUGGGCGCUGUGAGUCUCGGAGUGGUACUGGAGGCAUUGGAGGAUCGGCUGGUGAGGCUCUUUGCAUUGGAGCCAAGUGUUGCCAAGAAGAGUUUCUUCAUGCAGACCAUGGUGGAUCCAUGUCACAAGUAUCAUCUCAUCGUUCUCCUCUUCUCUCGCUUCGGCUCUGUCAAGCUGCGGGCGUCACUGGCAGCAGAUCCCAUGGGGGUGGGGGUGGGCAGGACAACCCUGCCUGCCCUGCUGCAGCACCUGGGGUGCAGCAACGUGGCCCAGCUCUCCAAAGGCUCGCAGAUUAAGCGCGAUCUGCUGGCCGUGCUGCUGUGCCACGCCUGCCAGGCGUACUUUGACUUGAAUCCCAAUGCAAUCCUCGAAUCGCUGGAAGCACAGAAGCCCUCUGCAGGGGGGAAGAGGGGUGAACUGUCAAAUUUAGGGCGAAGCUGCCUCAUUGCCCUUGAUGCAUUCACAAAGAGCUUACAAUAA
Molecule: messenger RNA, 3006 nt
Organism: Closterium sp. Yama58-4
Lineage: Eukaryota; Viridiplantae; Streptophyta; Zygnematophyceae; Desmidiales; Closteriaceae
Source: the annotation of a GenBank genome assembly